Molecule: messenger RNA, 2392 nt
Organism: Rana temporaria (common frog)
Lineage: Eukaryota; Metazoa; Chordata; Amphibia; Anura; Ranidae
Product: polycystic kidney disease protein 1-like 3
Exons: 3
Coding region: 24-1232 (402 amino acids)
Biological process (GO): regulation of cytokinesis; protein phosphorylation; mitotic spindle organization
Cellular component (GO): chromosome passenger complex; spindle midzone; spindle microtubule
Molecular function (GO): ATP binding; protein kinase activity
Source: RefSeq, a predicted model, not a curated record
UUCAAGGUUUACCAUACUUCGGCAUGGCUGACUAUUAUGCACUGGGAGUAAUAGUCUAUGUGAUGGCGGUCGGCGGACAUCCAUUUCUUAGAGGCACAGAGUCCGUUAUGGAAACAUUGGAGAAAGUGGCCACCAAGAAACCGGGUUAUCCAGAAGACAUGAACCCUACCCUCCGUGGCAUCAUAGAGAUCUUACUAUGUAAAGACCAAGAUGAGCGGAUGAUGCUAGCACGUGGCAUCCAAGGACACCCCUUCUUACGGAAUGUGGACUGGAAGGAGACAAAGCAAGGGAAUUCACUGCCACCAUUUCCAUCAGGAAAUGUUCCUGAGGAAGAUCUGAGUGCAGGAAUACCAGGGGAUAAAUUCCAUGAGUCGCCGAUAGAGCCAGAGGAGCAGAAGAAAUUCCAUGGCCAGGAUCCUCACAGUAGGGCCUCAUCACCACAAUCGGAGAGCCAGGAUCCUCACCGUAUGGCCUCAUCACCACCAUCGGAGAGACAGGAUCCUCACCGUAUGGCCUCAUCACCACCAUCGGAGAGCCAGGAUCCUCACCGUAGGGCCUCAUUACCACCAUUGGAGAGCCAGGAUCCUCACCGUAGUGCCUCAUCAUCAUCAUCGGAGAGCAAUGAUCCUCACCAUAGGGCCUCAUCAUCACCAUUGGAGAGCCAGGGUCCUCACAGUAUGGCCUCAUCACCACCAUCAGAGAGCCAGGAUCCUCACUGUAGGGCCUCAUCACCACCAUCGGAGAGCCAGGGUCCUCACAGUAUGGCCUCAUCACCACCAUUGGAGAGCCAGGAUCCUCACAAUAUGGCCUCAUCACCACCAUUAGAGAGCCAGGAUCCUCACAGUAGGGCCUCAUCACCACAAUCGGAGAGCCAGGAUCCUCACCGUAGGGCCUCAUCAUCAUCAUCGGAGAGCAGGGAUCCUCACCGUACGGCCUCAUCAUCACCAUCGGAGAGCAAGGAUCCUCACCGUACGGCCUCAUCAUCACCAUCGGAGAGCCAGGAUCCUCACAGUAUGGCCUCAUCACCACCAUCGGAGAGCCAGGAUCCUCACCGUAGGGCCUCAUCAUCAUCAUCGGAGAGCAAUGAUCCUCACCAUACGGCCUCAUCACCACCACCAACGUACAGCUUCACCAUCGCCAUGGAAGAGCCAGGAUCUUUACAGUGGAGCCUCAUCACCUCCAUCGAAGAGCCAGAAUCCCCACAUUGGAGCCUCAUCAUCACCUUUGAAUAGGCAGGAUCAUCAAUGUGGAGCCUCAGAUCAUUAGACUCUGAAGGAUCUACAACCAUCUAAUGUGACAUUUAUUUUUCAGGAACAAACUUCAACUUUUUAAGGUCCCAAUGAUAUAGGUAGGAAGAUAAAUUUUAUUUUAACAUCUACGGAUGACAAGACAUAAAGUCAUUGUGACAACAACCAUUGACUUCCCUAUUACCAAGAUCUCCAGAGAAUGUGGUUGUGUCACAUAUCAGACCACCCAUCACAUGUGAUCUGACUGCUGCAUGAUAGCGGCGUAUGACGUCACACGUGACAUGGGCAUGCCUACUGUGCAUUCGUAGAGCAGCCACAAUCCAGAAGGCCAAUCAGAGCGAAGCGUGAUCUCAAGCUCCACCCCCAGGCAACAACCAGCUCAGACCACUCCCAAAGAGUCACUGCCAUUGGCAGGACAUGUGGAGGAGGAGCGGGCUAUAUGGGAAGGAGUCUAACCAGCAUAUAAUUGGGAAAAAAUCAGGAGUGUCCAUCUUCUUAAACCACUAAGGGCUCCUUCACACCUACCAUUUUAGCAUGCAGCGAAAUGGAGUAUUAUCCAUGGGUGCAAAGUGUGCAGUGCACAUGGGCCCCAUUGGGGGGUGGGGUCCACUGUGCUCUGACCCACACUGCAACCAUGGAACUGUGACGACUGUGAGACACCAUUGUCCUGUUUUCCCACUUAUAUGCCGGAUAGAAUCUUCCCCCAUAGCCCACUCAUCCUCCAUAUUUCCUGCCAAUGGUAUCUGCAGCAUUGACUCUCCGGGAGUGAUCUAGGUGGGUUGCUCCCCAGGGGGGGAGGGGGGACUUGGGAAUGGGCCUCCCUCUGUAUGGCUUCCUGGAAUGAUAUCCAUGUAACCCCAGGAGAUGUUUGGGGUUACAUGGAUGGAGGUCGUAGUAAUAGGAAAGUCAGUGGAUGUUGUCACAAUGUAUUUAUGUCUUGUUUUCUGUAAAUGAGAAAUAAAAUGUAUUUUCUUAUCUAUCCCGCCUUGAUGUGGGGACCUUAAAAAGUCCAACUUUGUCCCUCUAAAAUAAAAGUCAAAUCAGAUGAUCCGAGGCUCUAUAUUGAUGAUGAGAAAUAGAAUGUAUGUUCUGAUCUAUAAUGUCUUGAACAGUAUAGAAAGUCGUGCAUUUCAUAAGGAGAUGAA